Messenger RNA from Linum trigynum, 252 nucleotides. The record is from the annotation of a GenBank genome assembly. Lineage: Eukaryota; Viridiplantae; Streptophyta; Magnoliopsida; Malpighiales; Linaceae.
AUGCCACUUUUUUUAAAGCUGGCUGGCCCACAACUUAUCCAAAUGUUCAUCAGUGAUGGAGCAGAACUUGUCCGAGAUGCAUUUCAACUUGCAAAAGAGAAGUCACAAUGCAUUAUUUUCAUUGAUGAAAUUGAUGCAAUUGGGACGAAGCAUUUCGACAGUGAAGUAAGUGGCGAUAGGGAGGUACAAAUGACCAUGUGGAAUUGCUUAACCAGCUCGAUGGAUUUAGCAGCGAUGAUCGAAUUAAGCUGA